UUGACUUCACCGCUUUAACUCAAUCCAGAUCUUCUGACAGAAUGCUCCACUCCAGACUCAGCAUCACACUGUUGUUGGCAGCAACGUGUUUGCUUAUGAGAGCAGGACAUUCUGGAGCCCAACAGGUUUCCCCCAACUUUCCGACCACCUCAUUCACAGAGAGAGUGAUCACCUGUGAUGACGACCUCAACGUCCACCGCCUGAGCUGUGAGAGUGGAGUGAUCUUUGUGCAGACAGCUCUGUAUGGGCGAGCAGACAAAACGACCUGCAGUGAGGGCAGACCUCCACAGCAGCUUGCCAAUACACAGUGUUCUCAUCCGGACACCUUGGACAUCAUGAGGAAAAGAUGUAAUGGCAAGAGGGUGUGUGAACUAAACACAAACACCUUCCGUGCUUCUGAUCCCUGCAUUGGCAUCUACAAAUAUCUGGACACCACCUACACCUGUCUCCCAGCAUUCUUCAGCAUAACAUGUGAAAGGUCUCUGGCAAGCCUGCAGUGUGAUGAAGGGCAGGUUAUACUUGUCUAUAGUGCUGAUUACGGACGUCGUGACCCCACCACAUGCUCUUACCGACGACCUGUCUCUGAUGUUCUAAAUGUGUGCUCACUCCCCACAAGCAAAGUUGCUGAAAGCUGUAACGGGAAAAACAGCUGUACUAUCAGAGCAGUCAACUCAGUGUUUGGAGACCCCUGUGGCACCACUUAUAAGUACCUGGAAGUGGCUUACACAUGUCAAUAUCCUGGCAUUUAAACAACAAAACAUCGCACUGUAUGUGCUUCGAGUAAAAGGCAUUCAGCAGAAUGUUUUCAGUUUAUGAUAAAAUGAAGUAAUCAAGAAACCAAUGAAACUAUCAAAAUCCCAAGUACACCAUAUAGCCAAAAGUAUUUGGACACCCGAAAAAUACAUUUGCAUUUUACAUUUAGCUGAUACUUUUAUCCAAAGCGACUUACAAUUGCUAUACAUGUCUGAGGUCGACUGCCUCUGGAGCAACUAGGGGUUACCAGGGACUACAGUCGAACAUUAGCCUAGCUGGCUAAACUGGCACAUUUACAGAAAUGUUUAUCAAUGUGCACUGUCUCUAUAAACUUAUACUCUACAAAUAAAAUAAAUUGUCUUGCUCAGAGACACAAUGGUGGAUGGGUCACAGUAGGGGAUUGAACCCAGGUCUCUCACACCAAACAUGUGUUUUAUCCAUUGCCCCAUCAGCACCCCACAAAUACACUCAUGUAGUGGUUCACCAUCUCAUACCAUGCUAGUCAAGUGCACUGUGGUAAGCUGUUUGUGGUAAGAUGAUUUAAUAAGCCUUUGAUUGAGUGAUUGAUUUGAAUUUCUUUUGUCUCUGGUCUGUUCAAUUUCCACCUCACUGUAAAUAAAAUUUACGUAGCAUUG
Messenger RNA from Micropterus salmoides (largemouth bass), 1388 nucleotides. RefSeq names its product L-rhamnose-binding lectin SML-like. The coding region runs from base 42 to 749 and encodes 235 amino acids. Gene Ontology annotation, molecular function: carbohydrate binding. The record is from RefSeq and is a predicted model, not a curated record. The transcript is spliced from 9 exons. NCBI's taxonomy places the organism in Eukaryota, Metazoa, Chordata, Actinopteri, Centrarchiformes, Centrarchidae.